AAUUCUGUUUACUGGAAUCAAAAUCAAAGACGUGUUGAGCUGUUACCACAAUUUCUCUCUCUACAUUUUUUGAAUAUUAUAAUCGAUUCUCUCUCUACAUUAUUCUUUCUUUCUCACUCUAUAUAUUGCUAGCUGUAUAGACAUUUUGUACUACACGCUCAUAACCUCCCCAUUUUCUGUUUUUUCUUUUCAGAAUUUUAGAAUAAUAAUUUAUCAUUUCUACUGCUAUUAAAAUUUGAAUUUAUAUUCCCUUAUAAUAAUCUCAACAUGAAUGCCUCCAUGAAUUAGCUUCUUUCUUCCACCCCCACGCGUCCCUUCCUCAUCUCUCUAAAAUGAAGUCUUUGUAGCAUUCACUGUCACUCCACCGUUUCCUGGAUUUGCCCCUCGUAUUCUGUUUUUAGCAGUUCAAGUUCAAAAACCCAUAAAAAGAGCUUUGUCCGAGCAUUUCUCCUCCUGGGUUUUUACACUCAAAAGCCCCUAAAUCUUUAGUCUUUUGGCCCCUGUUUAGCAUCUGGGUUUUCACAUUCUUUCAUAAAAUUUGAUCUUUGGUCUUUGAAAUUUAACAUUUGAAGCUUCAUCUGGCUCUUGUAUAAAAUUCAUCCAACUCUUGAAGAAUGGCACCAUCUUUGUACUGGUGGGCGAAGGAAACUCACGGGGGGACCCCUGUGGUUGUGAAAAUGGAGAACCCAAGUAACUGGUCCAUAGUGGAGCUUGAGUCCCCUUCAGAGGAAGACUUAAUGUACACAAACGACAGCGUACCCAAAGGAGGCCGGAACAAGAACGCCAAGCAGCUAACGUGGGUUCUCCUCCUGAAAGCCCAUAAGGCAGCCGGUUGCCUCACUUCCAUUGCUUCCACAUUCUUCUCCCUCACCUCCAUCGUCCGCCGCCGCGUAGCCUCUGGCCGCACGGACUCUACCGACACCACUGACACCGAAAACCCGGCGGUGAAGUCCCGGUUUUACUCCUGCAUUAAAGUCUUCCUCUGGCUAUCUUUACUCCUGCUUGGUUUUGAAAUGGCUGCAUAUUUCAAAGGGUGGCACUUUGGUGCACCUGAUCUUCAGUUACAGUACCUCUACAGUUUGACUAGUCCUUUGGUUGUGAAGAGUGUGUUCGAUUCCCUGUAUUCUAGCUGGGUUUUGAUCAGGAUGGAAUAUCUUGCUCCACCUCUCCAGUUGUUGGCUAAUGUGUGUAUAGUUCUCUUCCUUAUCCAGAGCUUGGAUAGGCUAAUUCUUUGUUUGGGUUGCUUCUGGAUCAAGUUCAAGAAAAUCAGACCAGUUUGCAAACAAGAACUUGUAGAUCUGGAGUCUGGAGAUGCUGAUGGCUAUUUUCCUAUGGUCUUAGUUCAGAUUCCCAUGUGCAAUGAAAAAGAGGUUUAUCAACAAUCUAUUGCGGCAGUGUGUAAUUUGGACUGGCCUAAAGGGAAUUUGUUGAUUCAAAUUUUGGAUGAUUCAGAUGACCCGACAACGCAGUCAUUGAUCAACGAGGAGGUGAAUAAAUGGCAACAGGAAGGUGCCAACAUUGUGUACCGACACAGAGUGAUUAGGGAGGGGUAUAAAGCUGGCAAUCUUAAGUCUGCAAUGAACUGCAGCUAUGUUAAGGAUUACGAAUUUGUUGCGAUAUUUGACGCCGAUUUUCAGCCCACUCCAGAUUUUCUAAAAAAGACUGUUCCUCACUUUAAGGAUAAUGAGGAAAUAGGAUUGGUUCAAGCAAGGUGGUCAUUUGUGAACAAGGAUGAAAACCUACUAACGAGGUUGCAGCUCAUUAAUUUAGCUUUUCAUUUUGAGGUGGAGCAGCAGGUGAAUGGAAUUUUUCUUAAUUUCUUUGGGUUUAAUGGGACUGCUGGUGUAUGGAGGAUAAAAGCAUUAGAGGAUUCUGGUGGAUGGUUGGAAAGGACCACGGUCGAGGACAUGGACAUUGCUGUUCGUGCUCAUCUUAGAGGAUGGAAGUUCAUCUUCCUCAAUGACGUGGAGUGUCAAUGUGAACUGCCGGAAUCUUAUGAAGCCUACAGGAAGCAACAACACAGAUGGCAUUCUGGGCCUAUGCAGUUGUUCCGUCUCUGUAUGCCAGACAUCAUUAGAUCAAAGAUCAGUAUUUGGAAGAAAGGCAACAUGAUUUUUCUCUUCUUCCUUCUAAGGAAACUGAUACUCCCGUUUUAUUCAUUCACUUUGUUCUGCAUCAUUCUUCCUAUGACAAUGUUCAUUCCGGAGGCUACUCUCCCGACUUGGGUUGUCAGUUAUGUACCUGCAACAAUGUCGUUUUUGAAUAUACUCCCAGCACCCAAGUCUUUUCCCUUCAUUGUGCCUUACCUUCUUUUUGAGAAUACCAUGUCGGUAACGAAGUUCAAUGCUAUGAUAUCUGGCCUUUUCCAACUUGGAAGUGCAUACGAGUGGGUUGUCACUAAAAAGUCUGGUCGGUCCUCAGAGGGUGAUCUUAAUUCCUUGGUUGAGAAGCAACCAACAAAGCACCAAAGAGGUAGCUCAGAGCCUAACCUAGAGGAAAUGCGAGAGGAAAUUAAACAGCAGGAGCAGAGGGCUUCUCGAAAGAAGAAGCACAACAGAAUAUAUACCAAGGAGUUGACACUAGCUUUCCUUCUUUUGACAGCUUCAGCAAGAAGUCUCUUGUCUGCACAGGGGAUCCAUUUUUACUUCUUGCUCUUUCAGGGCAUAUCAUUCCUGCUCGUGGGGCUCGACCUAAUUGGCGAGCAGGUGGAGUAACUCAAUGUAGCUAGGUUUAAUACUAAACAUGUAAAUCUGUAGUCAAUCAUUUCCUGAGAUGCUGGAUACUGAAGUUAAUACUUCUAGGAAUGAGCAAGCUGGACAUAGGAGCUGUGUGGAAAUUCUGCUUUGUAGAGGCGAAAGUAUUUUGUCCUUGCUUUCAUACGAUAACUGCACCCGAAAACCAAAUCACCCGAUAAGGAGGCAAUUCAUUAAAAAUUACAGCACUCUCACUUGGCAUUGAGGAAGCAGAGGAAACUGGCACAAAGUGGUGGUAUUCAUUACUAUAUCAGGUUUUCGUUUUUGGUUUUGUUAUUGCUGUCUGUGUAGAUUCUUUUGUUUGUUGGUAUAUUAUUUUUGUAAGAAGAAUUUGUCGUUCAUAAAUUGGUGACAGCUAAAAUACUUGGAGCAGGAAUACUUUGCAUCUUCUCUGCACAAUAAUGUUUCAUCUAUUGAUUUCAUAA
Molecule: messenger RNA, 3178 nt
Organism: Olea europaea var. sylvestris
Lineage: Eukaryota; Viridiplantae; Streptophyta; Magnoliopsida; Lamiales; Oleaceae
Product: probable xyloglucan glycosyltransferase 12
Exons: 5
Coding region: 615-2714 (699 amino acids)
Cellular component (GO): Golgi apparatus
Molecular function (GO): glycosyltransferase activity
Source: RefSeq, a predicted model, not a curated record